AGGCGAGGCACGCGGGGGUUCCCGAGCCUGGCUCCGCGCCAGGCCUGCGCCCUUCGGCCCUGGGGUCACGGGGGCGGCCGCGCCCGGGAGCGGGAGGCUAGCGCGCGGGGCCGGGCGGCUCAGCAGGCGCAGCCAUGGGCUCCCUCGGCUCCCACGCCGCGCGCAUCCCCGACGCGGACAGCAUCCGGCGGGAAACCGGCUUCUCGCAGGCCAGUCUGCUCCGCCUCUACCACCGGUUUCGGGCACUGGACAGGAACAAGAAGGGCUACCUGAGCCGCAUGGAUCUGCAGCAGAUUGGGGCUCUGGCCGUGAACCCCCUGGGAGAACGCAUUAUAGACAGCUUCUUCCCUGAUGGGAAUCUGCGUCUGGAUUUCCCAGGCUUUGUCAGAGUCCUGGCUCAUUUUCGCCCCAUCGAUGAUGAGGACCCAGGAAUUCGAGACCCCAAGGAACCUGAACCCCUCAACAGCAGAAUGAACAAACUUCGCUUCGCAUUUCAGCUCUAUGACCUGGACCGGGACGGAAAGAUCUCCCGGCACGAGAUGCUACAGGUCCUCCGGCUGAUGGUUGGGGUGCAGGUGACAGAAGAGCAGUUGGAGAGCAUCGCCGAUCGCACGGUGCAGGAAGCAGAUGAAGAUGGAGAUGGGGCCGUGUCCUUCCUGGAGUUCACCAAGUCCUUGGAGAAGAUGGACAUCGAACAGAAAAUGAGCAUACGGAUCCUGAAGUGACCCCCUUUGUGCCUUUGGCUGCCUUACACAGACCAGUUCAGCCCGGGAUUUGUCUUCAGCCCCUGCAGAGGCAGGGCCCCAGUAAACUAUAUUCUUGUGUCUAAGCUAAACUCUCUUUGGGGCCAAGGAAGGCAAGCUGGAAGCGUGUGUACCAAAUAAAGUCUAGCUCAUUUGAUGUCA
Messenger RNA from Neofelis nebulosa (Clouded leopard), 905 nucleotides. RefSeq names its product calcineurin like EF-hand protein 2 (gene CHP2). The record is from RefSeq and is a predicted model, not a curated record. Gene Ontology annotation, molecular function: calcium ion binding. Lineage: Eukaryota; Metazoa; Chordata; Mammalia; Carnivora; Felidae. The coding region runs from base 135 to 725 and encodes 196 amino acids. The transcript is spliced from 7 exons.